UCCCAGGGGCCUUGGCCCUCUGGCUCAGUCCUCCCAAUCCUCAUCCAGACUGUGCAGCCUGAACCCCCGUGGCCAGCACACUGUUUCUGGGGAAGAGUGUUCACAGGGGGUCAGCCCCAGGCUCCCUGCCCUGAGUGAGGUGGAGGACAGUCAGUCUGUGUUAAUGGAAGCAGUGAGGCCUAGACUGGGGCCAGGCUGGCCUAGGGCCUUGCAGAAGGCCUGUGACAGUUGAGUAAGAAGUCAGGCUCCUGCCUACCUCCUGGGCAAGGAAGGCAGGGCACUGAAGGUGACCAGGCCUCCCUUGGUAACCUGAGCAAGCCCAUCACCCAGCCUUUGAGGGGUCAACCCCAUCCCCCGGAGACUGGCUAGAUCGGUAUAAACUGUGGAAUCGUACUCAUAAUGACAAGCAAUGAACUUGACAUAUCUUAAAAGUUAACAUUGACUGGAAGUCAAGAAACAGAAUGAGACCCACGAGGUAAUUAAUACCCUCACGGAUACAUACCCACUUCCAAUUUUAUACAGAGACACAGAUGUUCAAAGACAUGUCUAAGGGUCAGGGUAAGGAUGAAGGUUAAAAAAACUUAAUUAUGAAAACGGCCUUGCACAAACCAGUGAUAAUGGUUGCUCUGAAAUGAGAAUCCAGUUCUCUGCAUUUAUAAAAACAAGUGUCUCCAGAAAAACUUCCCACUACACUAUUUGAUAAUGUCUCCAGUGCCAGGUCCACAGGCUGGCUGACUCCAUACAUUCUGCAUAAGAGGUCCCAGGCCCCCCCCCCCCCAAUUACAUCCCAUGACUGAUGGUUCUCCCUGCCUUCUGAUGACCCGAUGACCAGGAUCUUCCUUUUAAAAGGCACAUUUCUUGGGAUGGUGGGGAAGAGAGGUGAGCACAGGUCUUGUUGGAACUGAACUUUAACCAACACUGGCCGCACUGUCUGAAGGGCCUGGAUGUACCCCACAAGCCAGAGGGAACAAACCCCUACCCCUACAUCCACAAGCGCACACUCAAGCCUUGCCUCAGCCCCCUUCCAACAUCACACAGCCCACCCACAUACCCAAGCCCCUAUGGAGAGGCUGAGAGCCCAAGCCUGCAGGCCUGGCUGCUGAUGGAAUGCCUCCUGGGAGAGCAGCAGAGAAGGAGGCAUUGUUCCUUCCUGGGAAAACAUACCAGCUGAGGGAGGGGCCUGCUGUUCCCAGAGACCUCAGUGGGGGAUUUUAAGGGGGGUUGGGGGGACCCAGCCUAGACUCUGCCUUUUCCAGUAGCUUCCCCCAUGGCAGUGAAGGUGUGACAGAGGAAGGCAGACCAGGGGGAGCCAGUUAGGGGAGUCACAGGACCCCCGUGAUGGUCAGAGAUACAGAACAAAGAACAUAAAAUGAUGAUCGGGGGGAUUCCAUUUAAGUUCUAGAAAAGGCAUAAGUGAUCUAAAGUGAUUAAAAAGCAGAUCAGUGGUUAGGUGGGGAGGAGGGAGGGAGGAUUUGCUGAGAAGGGGCAGGGAGGAACUUUCAGGAAUGGUGGAAGCAGACCGCAGCAUGAUUGUGGUGGCUCUACACCCUGUGUGCAUUUGUCACAGCUUUUCAAGCUGGAUGCCUAAAAUCUGUGCAUUUGACUCUGUGUAAAUUAUAACUUAAAAAAAAGAAAAAAUAACACGUCAAGUCCUGGAAGGAGAGGUUGGGACCUGGAAGCUCUUCCUGGGGCUUCCUUGACCUGCGGUGUGACUGUGGGCAGAUUCACUGCUCUCUCUGAGCCUCCCUUCCCUUCAGCGCCACUGUGAGCCGUGGUUUCCUGAGGGAGACAGGGUGAGGAGCAUGCUGGUGGAUGAGUGGAGCAGUCAAGUAUGAAGCCACUGAUUGCCUGACGGAGACUGACAGCUUAACAGUCAGCCAGCCCUGAAGCACGCUGAGGGGGGCCUGACACUCCCUGGGGAAAUGACUGCAAGCAUUCCUAGGGGCUUGAGUAACCGGGCCGAGGCUGGCCAAGACAGCCCCCAUCAGCCAGGAGCCACCUCAUCCUCACCCACCCUUGUGCUCCUUGCUUCCUCUUCAUUCCAAGCAGGCCUCCCUGACUUGGUCCCAGACCCCAACUACGUGCAAGCAUCCACUUACGUCCAGAGAGCCCACCUGUACUCCCUGCGGUGUGCUGCGGAGGAGAAGUGCCUGGCCAGCACGGCCUACGGCCCCGAGGCCACCGACUACGACGUGCGCGUGCUGCUGCGUUUCCCCCAGCGCGUGAAGAACCAGGGCACAGCGGACUUCCUCCCGAACCGGCCGCGGCAUACGUGGGAGUGGCACAGCUGCCACCAGCACUACCACAGCAUGGACGAGUUCAGCCACUACGACCUGCUGGACGCAGCCACAGGCAAGAAGGUGGCCGAGGGCCACAAGGCCAGCUUCUGCCUGGAGGACAGCACCUGUGACUUCGGCAACCUCAAGCGCUAUGCCUGCACCUCUCACACACAGGGCCUGAGCCCAGGCUGCUACGACACAUACAACGCAGACAUCGAUUGCCAGUGGAUUGACAUCACCGAUGUACAACCCGGGAACUACAUCCUCAAGGUGCAUGUGAACCCAAAGUACAUCGUUUUGGAGUCUGACUUCACCAACAAUGUAGUGAGAUGCAACAUCCAUUAUACAGGUCGCUACGUUUCUACAACAAACUGCAAAAUCGUCCAAUCCUGAUCCCGGGGAGGUGUAUACAGCCGGCCCACCUCCUCACCUCCCAAAGCAGGCCCUGCUCCCCAGGCAGCCUCCCGCCAGGACGAGCCCGGCCAAGGGGCCCAGCCCCCACUCACAGGCAGGGGCAGCUGGACCGCGGGAGCAUCCUUCCCUGCCCGCCUCAGGGAGCGAACGGGGACCGAAACCACAGGGACUCCGGAUGCCAGGCCCCACUGUGUACUUAACUCUCCCCCACCACAUUAUUUUGUUGGUUGUUGGUUUUUAUUUUUUAUAUUUUGGCCAUACCACAGAGUAAGAUUGCCCAGGCCUGGGCUGAAUAAAACAAGGUUUUUCUAC
Molecule: messenger RNA, 3005 nt
Organism: Odocoileus virginianus texanus
Lineage: Eukaryota; Metazoa; Chordata; Mammalia; Artiodactyla; Cervidae
Source: RefSeq, a predicted model, not a curated record